CUUACCCGCUGGAAAUAAUGUUUUUGUUCUGUAGAAAGUUUUCAUAUAUUUAAUAAUUUAAUUAUUUUAUUUUACAGAUAAAAUUAAAGUAAGAGAACCAAUUCAGACCUGGAACUGACAGAAGUUUUACUAACUUGGUGCCUACAUGUUAUGUUUUUAUUCUUGAAAAGUGAAACUGAAAGUAGGUUACACGUCAAAGUGGGAGUUUAUAGUAACACCAUUUGUGUCCAAUCGUAGCUUAUUCAGCUGUGAUGCGAACCCAAUGUCAACAGACACAGAUCAUGCAGAUAGUGAAGAUAUCGAGCUGUUUAGCAUGACCUCGGAAAAACGUCCUCUAGUCCCAGAAGCAAGUGUUGCUUAUGAAACAGUCGACUCCACAACACACGUGCAGGAUGGACACGCCCAAGGAGAGACCCCAGGGACACCAAAGUUUAUCUACAUCCUGUCCUUUUUUGCUGCCAUUGGUGGGUUUUUGUUUGGGUAUGAUACAGGUGUCGUGUCCGGGGCCAUGCUGCUUCUUCAGCCCGAGUUCAAUCUUGACUCCGUCUGGGAAGAGAUGGUGGUCAGUGCCACGAUCCUGUUUGCCUGUAUCUUCGCCCUCGUGGGCGGGCCUCUCAAUGACAGGUUUGGGAGGAAGGCAGUUACUGUGGUAGCCAGUCUUGUUUUCACUGGUGGAGCCGUGCUACUUGGCGUCGCACAGAACAAGAUCAUGUUACUGAUCGGGAGGAGUAUUUUGGGGGUCGGAAUUGGACUGGCCUCCAUGACUGUUCCUGUGUACAUAGCAGAGUGUGCCCCCGUCCAUCUACGUGGGCGACUUGUUACUGUAAAUAACCUCUUCAUCACCGGCGGUCAGUUUGUGGCCAGUGUGCUGGACGGAGCUUUCAGUUACGACAAGAAAAAUGGUUGGAGAUGGAUGCUAGGGUUAGCUGCUGUACCAUCUGCGAUUCAGUUUGUUGGCUUUCUAUUUCUACCUGAGAGUCCGAGAUGGUUGAUAAAACAAGGCAGGAUAAACGAGGGCCGUGAAGUUUUACAGAAAUGUCGCGGAACAACCGACGUAGAGGAGGAGCUAAAUGCCGUGAGGGAAUCGUGUGAGGAGAACAGGAGGAGGAUGGAGGAAACAGGAAGUGAGAAUGUGUUCCUGAAGAUCCUGCGGACGCCAGCGGUCAGACGAGCCGUUCUGGUGGGGAGUGGACUACAGCUGAUCCAGCAAGUCAGCGGAAUAAACACCGUCAUGUAUUACAGCGCCACUAUAAUAAAGAUGACUGGCGUACGUGACACGAGUCUCGCAAUCUGGUUGGCUGCUGUGACAGCGGGCGUUAAUUUCAUCUUUACGAUCCUGGGCGUCUGGUUGGUGGAGAGGAUUGGUCGGAGGCCUCUGAUACUCGCUAGUCUACUGGGUGUGUUAGUUAGCUUGGUGGUGCUAGCUGUAGGUUUUCAGUUAGCUGCUUUCCAUUCACCACCCGUGACCUUCACUGAGUCUAAUGGUACCUGCUCAUCUUACAGAUGGUGUGAAGACUGCACAGAAAAUAAACAUUGUGGAUUUUGUUAUGUUGAACUUGGAAAAUCCAGGGUUAAUGGCUCAUGUGUUGCUAUGGCGACCAAUCAGACAGACGGGGCUGCCUGGGGGCGCUGUGACUCUGACCCUCGACCCCCUGACGUGGUAUGGGCCAGUGAUUACUGCCCCACUGACUACUCCUGGAUGGGACUCCUGGGUCUAGUUCUGUAUCUCAUGUUCUUCGCCCCUGGAAUGGGUCCCAUGCCAUGGACUAUAAACUCAGAAAUUUAUCCUUUGUGGGCCAGAAGUAUGGGAAAUGCAAUCUCCACAGGAACCAAUUGGAUCUUUAAUUUGGUGGUGGCCAUGACUUUCUUAACACUGACAGAAAGUAUUACUAAGUAUGGUACCUACUGGUUGUUUGUGGGUGUCGUUUUCUGUGGACUCCUGUUUAUUGCGGCAGCUUUGCCGGAGACUAAAGGUAAAAGUCUGGAGGAGGUAGAGACUCUCUUCCAGGGAUCCGUGUGUCCGGGCUUCUCCAGGAAAUCACACAAAACAGAAAAUUCCACGUGACUUAAAACAAAACCUUCUCCAGGAAAUCACACAAUUCAACGUAACACAAAACAAAACUCUUCUCCAGAAAAACGCACAAAACGGAAUUCCACGUGACAUGGAGACGGAACCAGGCAGCUAAUCAGCGAUAUGGGAACCAGCUUAAUGUGAUAACAGUCCAAUGGACCUGGUGAUAUUGUGAUGCAUGAUGAGUAAUGCUCAGUGCCUAAUUCAGAUCUCAGAGAGAUGGAGUCAUAAAGUGCAAUAACUACUUAACAUUACAUGUAUAAAUACAAUGUAAUUUUAUGUAUUCUAUGCAUUCCAUGUGCCUUAAGUAAUCAUAACUGGGGAGCAAUAACGUUACCAAUUGUCUUUCCCUGAGAGAAUAUUUUGUGCCAUGCAUUCUUUAAAAAUGCAUUUUCUCAUUCUUAUUCUAGCUGUGAUAAUUAUAUAAAUAUAUAAUAUGGUUUUUAUGUAUAUUCUGAUAUUUGAGAUAUAAA
Molecule: messenger RNA, 2544 nt
Organism: Saccostrea cuccullata (small rock oyster)
Lineage: Eukaryota; Metazoa; Mollusca; Bivalvia; Ostreida; Ostreidae
Product: proton myo-inositol cotransporter-like
Exons: 10
Coding region: 263-2065 (600 amino acids)
Biological process (GO): transmembrane transport; myo-inositol transport
Cellular component (GO): apical plasma membrane
Molecular function (GO): myo-inositol:proton symporter activity
Source: RefSeq, a predicted model, not a curated record